GGCAUUUGUUUCGGUUUUUAAAUUUCGUUACACAAAACGGGGACACCUCAAUUAAUAAGUAUUGCAAACUGUUAUAUUUUCUUGUAAUAACAAGUAAAUGAGUCUGGGCGUUGACAGAAAUUUGUACAAAACUAUGCUGGAUUAUUAAGUUAAUAAUGUCUUAUUUUCCAAAGAAGAAUGACAAAGUUUCAUUGAGCCCUCGGAAGUACUACGCACCAGGUAGCGUUCCUACGGACCCUCUCCAUGACGGCUAUUUCGCACCCUACCCGUAUACGUACACAUACGACGUUCCGAGCAUACGUCAUAUGCGAUCUCUGUACGGUCGCGGGGCAAUGUCUGAGUACGGGUACCGGUCACCAUACGCGUACCGGGCGGACGCGUUCAGAUCCGAAGCGUACAGGCCGGAAGUGUACAGAACCGAAGCGUACAGGCCGGACGCGUACAGAUCAGAGGCGUAUCGGACGGAUACGUAUAGACCUGAAUCAUACCGGACGGAGCUGUUCGGGGGCCGCUACCAGCCCUACCUGAGCGAGGACGAACUCGAGUACUAUUACCUGCACCACCCAAGGUUCAGCCGAUACUAUAGGCACUGGUGACGAGCUCGAUCAUUCAACGGAUUUCAUAAAUGUUUGCUAUGUGUGUUCAAUAUAAACGAUCCCUGAAUUUUGUCUCGUUCAUAAAUUCAUUGUCAUGGAAUUGGAAUACAGUGUUGCAUGUUCUAAGUAAAAUCGUUAUUUAUUGAUGGUCCAUGUUAAGUGUUAUAAAGCAAAAAUAAAUUGCAUCCUAUAAAUGUUUAAGCUAAAAAACAAAUGUUCCGAGAUUGGAAAAGGGCAGGUGGCGGUGCAUAUGUCAUGUGCUUACUUUGUUGAUUAUUUUUUUCACAGAGUUAUUGUCCUCGACUUGUGUUCAUAAAGUAUGCUUAUGGCAUAAUUAUUGCCCGGACUAUAUUUCUCGACUACAUGUUUGGUUCGAGAAAGACUAAGGGAAUUUCCAUUUGCACCAGCUUGGAUGUGAUAUCAGUUUAUUAUAUCUAUGGCAGUCUCGUUAAAAUCAGAGCCCCAAAUACUCGUUUCACGACGUUAUGCUUUUUGUACACAACCUUAUAUUUACAUUCGCACUUGAUUUCCUCUACGAUGGAAUUAUCGUUAAUCAGCCUGUAGGCGGAGCUUCACAAGAAAGGAUUGGGCCAUACAUAAAUUA
Mya arenaria is the source of this 1200-nucleotide messenger RNA. RefSeq lists its product as uncharacterized. The coding region runs from base 156 to 596 and encodes 146 amino acids. The record is from RefSeq and is a predicted model, not a curated record. NCBI's taxonomy places the organism in Eukaryota, Metazoa, Mollusca, Bivalvia, Myida, Myidae. The transcript is spliced from 2 exons.